AUGGUACCCAAAAAAGCAUUGAAUUUUUGUUUCAAAAGAUCUGAGGCUGAGGCACUUGAGGUUAUGUCCAUAGUUUCAACUGCUUUAGAAGGGUGCGUGCUGAGAUCCUUCAGUCUUAAAGUAGAUGAAUUAGGAGAUGAGAGCAUCAGAGCUUUCGGGCAACAAAUCUCAGAAAAUGCUAGAAGAAUUGAAAUUCAGACACUUGUGUAUUUCCAUAGAAUUAGAAGUUUCUUCCAUCUCUUGAAAGGAUUAAGAGUUUGCUCUUCCAUGACGACGAGUCAGGAGAUGAUGCAGCAAAGACACGUUCAGUUCUUGUUAAAAAAUGAGGAUUUCAAAUUCUCCUCAAGUAACAUAGGUGCACGAGGUGCUAAAGUUUUAGUAGGAGCUUUGAGCGAAGGUAGCAGGUUGAAAAUGCUCGAUUUAACAGAUAAUAUGUUUGGGACAAAAGGUGGGGUUGCUCUGAGGCAAGUCACCUCUCGACAUCUAGGUCUUACAGAAGUUUUCUUUGGUCGUAUGAAUCUUAAGGAUGAAGGGUAA
Molecule: messenger RNA, 537 nt
Organism: Cryptomeria japonica (Japanese cedar)
Lineage: Eukaryota; Viridiplantae; Streptophyta; Pinopsida; Cupressales; Cupressaceae
Product: RAN GTPase-activating protein 1-like
Exons: 2
Coding region: 1-537 (178 amino acids)
Molecular function (GO): GTPase activator activity
Source: RefSeq, a predicted model, not a curated record